CCCCAGGAACGCCGCACCAACUCAGGGCGCUGCGGGACCCUCCACCCGGGACGCCCGCCCCUCCCCGGGCCUCUGCUCGCUUGCCCGCCGGCGAGUCCGUUCCCCUCGUCGGCCUCUCAGAUCGGGGAAGUAGGGCGAGCUGAGAGCAGGCCCGGGGAGGGUGGUGACCACCGCGGAAGAACUGUGGCUGUCAAGAUGAUAGAGGUACUGACAACUGACUCUCAGAAACUGCUGCACCAGCUGAACACCCUGUUGGAACAGGAGUCUAGAUGUCAGCCAAAGGUCUGUGGCUUGAAACUAAUUGAGUCUGCACAUGAUAAUGGCCUCAGAAUGACUGCAAGACUCAGGGACUUUGAAGUAAAAGAUCUACUCAGUCUAACUCAGUUCUUUGGCUUCGACACGGAGACGUUUUCCCUAGCUGUGAAUUUACUGGACAGAUUCUUGUCUAAAAUGAAGGUACAGGCGAAGCAUCUUGGGUGUGUCGGACUGAGCUGCUUUUAUUUGGCUGUAAAAUCGAUAGAAGAGGAAAGGAAUGUCCCAUUGGCAACUGAUUUGAUCCGAAUAAGCCAGUAUAGGUUUACGGUUUCAGACUUGAUGAGAAUGGAAAAGAUUGUGUUGGAGAAAGUAUGUUGGAAAGUCAAAGCUACUACUGCCUUUCAAUUUCUGCAACUGUAUUACUCACUCAUUCAAGAGAGCUUGCCAUUUGAAAGGAAAAACGAUCUUAAUUUUGAAAGACUAGAAGCCCAACUUAAGGCAUGCCACUGCAGGAUCAUAUUUUCUAAGGCAAAGCCUUCUGUGUUGGCAUUGUCUAUCAUUGCUUUGGAGAUCCAAGCACUGAAGUAUGUAGAGUUAACAGAAGGAAUCGAAUGUAUUCAGAAACAUUCCAAGAUAAAUGGCAGAGAUUUGACCUUCUGGCAAGAGCUUGUAUCCAAGUGUUUAACUGAGUAUUCAUCAAACAAGUGUUCCAAACCAAAUGUUCAGAAGUUGAAAUGGAUUGUGUCUGGGCGCACCGCACGGCAACUGAAGCAUAGUUAUUACAGAAUAACUCACCUCCCAACAAUUCCUGAAACGGUUUCUUAGUUGGCACAUCUGGUUGUUAUUCUCUGUGUACAGAAAAUUUUCUAGUGUGGUAAUUUUCUUCUACAACUGAAGAACUGAAAUACAAUCUUCAGUAUAAACAGUAUGGGAUUGAAACGGUAAAGGGAAAGGUGACUUUGUUGAUCUAGUUAGUGAAUAUUGGAAGCCAUUUCCUGUGAACAGCGCACAGCAGUCUCCAGAGAAAGGACUUAGCAAACCCCUAAAUACAUGUUAACACUUUCUUAGUCAAAUUAUUAGCUUAGGAAAAGAGAAUCCUCCAAACUGAAAAUUUAAAAGUAGCUAAUGAGGCUGGAUUUAAAAGUAGUUAAUGAGGCUGGGCAAUAAUGGCGCAUGCCUUUGAUCCCAGCGCUUAGGAGGCAGAGGCAGGCAGAUCUUUGAGGUCAAGGCCAGCCUGAUGUACAGAGCUAGUCCAGGACAGCUAGGGUUGUUACAUAGAGAAGCCCUGUCUCAAAAAACAAAACAAACAAACAAAGUAGUUAAUGAAAUAGUAUUUCUUUAAAUUACUUAUCACAUCACUGUAGCUUAUUUAAAGUUACAUAAGCCCAAGCAGAAGGACGAAACAAAAAGUUUGAUCCAUAUUUAUGCACAUGGGUGAUAUACUUACAAAGUAAUGUAGGUGGAAUGUAAAAAAUAAAUUAA
Molecule: messenger RNA, 1737 nt
Organism: Mesocricetus auratus (golden hamster)
Lineage: Eukaryota; Metazoa; Chordata; Mammalia; Rodentia; Cricetidae
Product: cyclin-G1
Exons: 1
Coding region: 196-1080 (294 amino acids)
Biological process (GO): regulation of cyclin-dependent protein serine/threonine kinase activity; mitotic cell cycle phase transition
Cellular component (GO): cytoplasm; nucleus; cyclin-dependent protein kinase holoenzyme complex
Molecular function (GO): cyclin-dependent protein serine/threonine kinase regulator activity
Source: RefSeq, a predicted model, not a curated record